Molecule: messenger RNA, 942 nt
Organism: Durotheca rogersii
Lineage: Eukaryota; Fungi; Ascomycota; Sordariomycetes; Xylariales; Xylariaceae
Exons: 1
Coding region: 124-804 (226 amino acids)
Source: RefSeq, a predicted model, not a curated record
AGACCCGGAAAUGUGGACGAACGAUCCUUCGCAGAAGUUUCUCCUGCACAUCACCUACCUAUAUCGGCGCCCCUGCAGCGAGACAUCCAUCGUUAAUGUAGACGGUUCGGGACCUACGUCGGUAUGCUCACACCAGCUGGUAUUUCCACAUGGGGGCUGUUCUCGGGCUAUCCCUGUCCCAGCCUAGUGGCCCGGAGCAGCGAUUCCAAUACCCGUCUCAGUCUUAGCAACCCCCCAACUUUUCAGCAAUCCACGGCGCUCGACAGCCGUGCCGCUGUGGUCCGGCUCGUUCCGAGAAGAUGUAGUCGCCAAGUUGUGUCCGUAGUCGUGGGGGGUGGCUACCUACAUGGGCAACGCACUCCUCCGGCUCUGCUCGAUGCAGUAAGCCGACAUCCCCUGACUGCGUGCCUGCUCCCGGUCAACCCCCCCUUUUUUGUUCACCGAGUGGGGCGUGCAAACCCCGGUCAACCCUUGAGCCGGGCACGCUGGCGGCUCGCCGACUCUGUCUCUCUCUCAAGGCCAGUCUCAUCCCCCGCGAGGCCAUACCUAUGCAUAGCUCGCUCGCGCCAGCGACGCCCCAAGAAAGAAAAGCAACGUACUGCCAGCCCGUCUCUCCUACGGCGGGGACCCGCCUCCCACCCUCUCAACUGGGCCGCUGCAUACCUAUCCAGCGAGACAGUGCGAGACGGCGAGGCCGCGACGGCACCGGACCGCUGCCGCACGUCAGCCCUAUCUAGUCUCAGUAAGACGGGAAACCGAUCGAGGGAGGUUGGGCCCAGCCCCUCGCAGCCAUCGCCUCGAUGAUCAGGGGGAAACGAUGCCGAAGUAAAAAUAAAAUAAAAAAGCGAGUUCUUAGAGCAGGUAGAACGUAGGUAGCCAGUAUCUGUGUACGACUACGCCAUGAGAAAGCGGGCAGGAUAUACUCAGUUCGAGCGGUUAGUU